AUGGAGGAUUUACUUUUACAAAUUUCUAAUGAAUGCUCCAAUAAUAAAUUAUCACAGCUUAAAACUGCAUCUACAACAGCAUAUGAUUUGCUUCAAAAUCAAAAUAGUCUUUUGCGCGAACCAGCCCACGAGCUGAGAGCGAAAUGUUUUAAUGUAUUCCAAAUAGCACUGGAGACCAAAAAGAGUAAGUUCGUAGCACUUGCACUUUCUGGAUUUCAUAAAAUCCUACGAGAUGAUAGAUUUCAGUCCAAUUUCGAACCUGAAGAUGAUUCUUUAUGGAUGCCUUCCCAAUUCCUUCAUGCAGUGUCUUCCAUAUUAUCACAGUCUGAUGAUACCCAAGUUGAUAUUCUGAAAGUUUUAUUAAAUGUAGCAUGUUCCACUUAUUGGACAAUAAAUGGUAGAAUUAUUAUUCAAAUGUUAGCAUUAUGCUGUGAAGUUUAUGAAUGUGGAACAGAAGCAGUAAAAACAGCUUCACAAGCAGCUGCUAAUCAAACCUUGCGUGCUUUCUGCCAUGUACUAGAUGUUGAAUCUCAGGAAGCGAAAGAUAAUAAGAUGCAUGAAGUGGGAAGUGGAGGAAUCGACUGUUUUAACGAGCUUAUUCCUAUUCUCCAAUAUAUUUGUAGUCGACUAGACGAAGCCCAGAGCAUACAGAGUGGAUCCUCCACACUCCUGCUUCUUGAAGGGCUUCACACCGUUGUCUUAAGCCUUCCACAGAGAGUUCAUACGAAUUCGCAUUUCACUAAAUUUCUCUGGCAGAAAUUGUGCCCUGUCCUCAUUGGGCUGAUGUCUUCUCCAAGAUCUAGCACUUUGACAUUUUCUCGUUUGCAACCUGUUGAAACUCAUCCGCACCUUAAAAUUAUUUACAGCAUUGCUGGGCAGUUGGUACGAGUCGUUGGCUGCGUUGGUUCAUUACGACCUGUAUUAGAAUCGGUAUACCAUCGUAUGCUUUUAUAUCCUAAAGUACAGCAUAGGUUGGAUUCUCUAAAAGCUCUUACAGAGCUUUGGAGGAGUCCUAACCGACUUGUUGAUUUUGCUGGACCAUUGUUAAUAGAAGAUGAUAGGGGAUGUCAACAAAGUGAUAUGGCCCUAACUAGAUUAGUUAUGGACUCUCUCCAGGAAUGUAGUCAAAGUAAAGACCUGAGUAUAUUGAGCGCUACGGUCUCUUGUGUUGAAACUCUCUUGGCGACGUUGCUUCAAUUGUCCACCGGCCAAUGUAUUAAUCAUGUAUAUGUUACCAAGAUUAAUUCUAUUUUUUCUUCAUUAUCCUCAUGCGAUUAUAAAGGUCCAUUGACUUACCAAACAUUGUGCCGAUUGCCGAAGGUUUACACUGAUAGUGUUUGUGCCAUGAGAAAAUUGGAAAUUGAAGAUGGGGAAAGGGAAGAAGGAGAUGGGACUAGCGAAGAGAGCAGCAAUUGCUCCGAUAUGACAGAUGACCAUCCGGAUUUCUCAGAUGUGGAUGAUAUGGACGAAUAUCCUACAAAAAUAGGUUUCCCUGAAGCCCUUGGUUCAAUAAGAACAGAAAAGGUCUACAGUAAAGAAAGCGGUGACUGUGAAAGAGAUAAUGCUAGACAUUUUAUAGACACCCUAUUGGAAUUCUUACCAUCUAUUGUAAAUAUUAGGUAUGCCAUUGAAAUCGAUGACGCAUUACAAAAAUUUGCUUCCAAUUACUGUCAAGGUUUAUAUUAUGAAAAAUCAAAACAUGAAGAUAUAGAAUCGACAAUAGUGAAUGCUGAUGGUAUCUACUUGGCUACAUAUUCAGCUUUAUUGCUAAAUUUGAAAUUGAUAAAUCAGGGUUAUUACACGGAUGAGUCGAGUGAUAUCCCAAUGACAGAGGCUCAGUUUGUCACCGAAGUUGAGGAAAGCGGUGUCUUGGUAUAUCUGUCAUCUAGGUGGCUGUGUGAAGUCUACCAACAGGUUAUAUGCAAUGACCUUCUCACAGUUACUGGCUGCUCUUCAAAUGUCGCUCUAACAAAUUUGUUAUCAGAUCUGGGAGGAAUAUCAUUCGAAAGUGAAGUUCUUUCAGACUGCUUGAAGCUGGAGAAAGCCUCUUUGCGACAACAUAAUACACCUGAAAUUCAAGCUGGCUUGAAGCUUACAAGAAGAAUGUUAACUUGCUGUUGGGAGUCGAUACUUGCGGUGCUGACUGUUGGGGUAAAGGGAGAUCAAUCAGUCGUACCCGUGAGCCUUCAGGCUUUGCACAAUGCUGCUCUUCUAUGUAACGCUACAGGACUCCAGAGGAGAAGCGGAACUGUUUUCUGCCUGUUAAGUAACGCCUGCUGUAAUCCGCAAGAUGGGAAGCCUACGCUGUACGCCAGCCAUGCUCUCAGCUUAGAUGUCUUGCUGAGCAGGUCCCUUGAACUCGCCAGCCACGCUCCUCAGUCCUGGCCUUAUGUUCUCAAAUGCUGCAUGCAUGUUGCUAGACUGGAACACACAGUUGUCCAUUCACAGUCCCUAAAAUUCACUACAAAAUUGGGUGUUAUACAACCUGAAAAACAAGAUAUUAAUUUGCCUGUUGAUGGAGAUGUAUCAGCGUUAUUGGGAGAAUUGUCUGGAGUUUCACCAUUACCUCAUUCUGUCGCAGUCAGUGUUUUGGGUAUUCUCUCGCAUCAUAUCGACAGGCUUUUUGAAAAUGCUGCGAUCAAACUGAAGCUGAGUCCUCUUCUGAGCUUCUGUAGCGCUGUAUGCUCCUCCUCAGAAAAGCAGCUGAGGAUGCUGAAGGAAGACGGCUCCCGACCGAGCAGGUGGUGGGUGCCCAAGCCUAGCAGUUCUGCCCCACCACCACCAUUGCUCCUCUCUCGCCUCAGUCAGUUAUUGAUUAAGUCGGCCAGGUCUGGUCGUCCCCUUGUACACGUAAUGAAGUUAUGGUCUGCUGUCGGCCCUCACUUGAUGCAUGCAGCGUGUCACAAAGAUCCAGGGAUUUCUAAGUUAGCCGUGACUUCAAUUCACGAUGUAAUGGUAACUCUCCUGAACGAAAACUCGGAGCUUCCUCAUUUUCAUUUCAAUGAAGCUUUGUUCAAACCGUUCGAAAAUCUGCUUUGCCUAGAGCUCUGUGACAGCGAUAUUCAAGACUUGGUUGUCAAUUGCAUUUGCGAGUUCGUCGAGACCAGCCAAGGGGAAAUAAGAUCUGGCUGGAGACCUCUCUUCCGCUCCCUCGGAGGCGUAGCCACCCCCAGCCAUAUUUCUUCUCUUUUAGAGGUUUUUCAUGUAUUUAUCGGUACUGAUAGCCCUCAGGUCUUUGCGAAUGCUGCAAUGGAUUUCAUCCAUUGUCUGGUCAAGCAUGUGAGGUGCAAUGGUGUGGAAGAAGAAAUUGACGAAGAUACAGACUGUCGAUCUGUUUUGAAUUAUGUUACAAGAUGUAGUCAGAUGCUAUGUGCAAUGUACUCCAUGCCAUCUUGCCCAAGAUUCAACACGGCUAGAAGGCUAGAAGAGCGGUUAGAAGAAGGUCGUGAAAUUCUAAUAAAAGACGUUGGCGGUUCGCUGGCAGUCUGGGCAGAGUUGGUUGAAGGUUUAGCUUCCGUAGUUCCUUUAUGCCCUCCUCUGUACCAGUCACCGGUUCUAGACACACUUUUCACUAUACUAACUGACACGAUAGAAAAUCCGGGAAUCAAUUACACAAUAUUUUGUGUCACGUACAUAAUCAUAUCAAUGAUUCAAAGGUGGAUUCUAACCAAUAGCCAUAAUAUUACUCUAUGGGAGAAGCAAGUCAGUAGUUUCAAACAAUAUUGUGGUCAGACGACUCAUUUUGUAGUGAGGCUUAUUGGUCUACUUCAAGGCGUAGACACCACAGACCAGGGUAGUUUUAUGCUUCAGAAGUUGGUUGACAUCAUGAUUGAGUGCGUUACGGUUCCUGUGGAGAGUGUCGCGAGACUUGGCUGUGCUUGCCUCAGACAUGUAGUUGUGAAUAGUGGAAAUAAAUUAAGCCGAGAAGACUGGGGUAUUGUUGCACAUGGGGUUGCUCGUGCCGCUACGCUCGUUCUGAACCCAUUGGUUACGUUGAACGCUGUCUUCAGUCACAACUGUCACAUGUACUACGGUGACGUAGCGCAUAUCAAGGUGGCUGCCAGGAGAGACUCCAACAUGAGUCGCAACCUCAGGCUACGACAUCUGGCUCAGCAGUGCUUUGUUUCCUGCUUUUCUUGAGUCACAUUUUAUCUUGAGUUGUAGCAGCUUUUUGUGUCGCAACUUUAGUGAAGGUAUUGCUGUUGGAAAGUCAAAGAAUGGAUUUAAGUCCGGCCGAAAAAGAUGAGAACAGUGAUGAACGAAGUUAUGUUCUGUUGAUUUAUGAAGAUGUGAACGCUAAUACAACUAAAGAUUGUGUGCCACUUUGUAAUUUAUUGGUUUCCCUUCUUGCACACCAGAUGCUUUUGCAAACAAUCGGCACCAUUUUGUUACAAGGGACCCAACAUAUUAUUCCUAGUUUAGCUGCUGUUGUGCCUAAUAAGAACAACCAAAGAAUACUUCUAAGCCUUCCAGAGGAAGCCAUUGAAGAAUUAUUAAAGUGCUUAGAGUUGUCUUAUGCCACUGCAGUAGAGUUCGACUCGAGACCUGGAUUGAAAUUCCUGCUUCAAAAAGUAGCACAGCUGGACCGAGCCGCAAAUCUCUACAGGCAGGCAGGAGCAGCUUGGACCAUCAAUUUGAUAACCCUCUUCGACCUCUGUAUCUGUAAAAGCGAAACGGUAGAUAAUAGCAGUAUUAAAGAUAUGAAAGAAUUUCUUCCAAAGCUUCGUCAAAGCCUAGAACAACUUUGCGAUACAUACAUUGACGUUCUUCUAGAUAAAGACGGGGUUCAUUCCGUCGUUGAUAAGAUCAAUGAAAAAAUUACUUUUAUCAUUGCCGAGACUGAUGAGCUUCCUGUAUCCAAUGGCAGCCAAGUCUCAAAUAAUGAAGAAGAGAAUGUCGUUGAAGAAAACUCGGCUGAAGAGAAAAAAGAAGAUUCUGAAAAUGGUAUUGAGAUACCAGAGCCUGAUGAAUCUGAAGUUGAAAAGAACUCAUUAUUAGCGGAAAUCGAGAGGCAAAAAAGAGACAGCAUAUGCAAGGACAGGGAGGCUCACAUGGGUGUCUGGGCCGAAAUGUUGGUCUCAGCUUUGGAGUUACUCUGCCAGUUGGACAGCGAUCAGUUGAAAACAUUGCUUCCGGCUGUAUUCCCUACUGUAAGGUCUCUAAUCGCGCAUGCAACACAUUCGUCAUUGAAAUAUCAGCUUGCUUCUUUAUAUGAUAAGUUAGCUUUAAUAUAUGGCUUUAACCAAGUGGAUUAAUU
This is a messenger RNA of Nezara viridula (southern green stink bug), 5257 nucleotides long. The record is from the annotation of a GenBank genome assembly. NCBI's taxonomy places the organism in Eukaryota, Metazoa, Arthropoda, Insecta, Hemiptera, Pentatomidae.